This is a messenger RNA of Octodon degus (degu), 1488 nucleotides long. RefSeq names its product PRAME family member 20-like. Bases 1 to 1488 code for a protein of 495 amino acids. NCBI's taxonomy places the organism in Eukaryota, Metazoa, Chordata, Mammalia, Rodentia, Octodontidae. The transcript is spliced from 3 exons. The record is from RefSeq and is a predicted model, not a curated record. Gene Ontology annotation, cellular component: cytoplasm. Gene Ontology annotation, biological process: negative regulation of apoptotic process; negative regulation of DNA-templated transcription; negative regulation of cell differentiation.
AUGAGCCUCCAGUCCCCACACGUACUGCGCAAUCUGGCCAUUCAGAGCCUGCUAAGAGACAAAGCCUUGGCCAUGGAGGCCGUGGAACAUUUGCCUGGCGAGCUCUAUCCACCAGUAUUCAUGGAGGCCUUCAGCAGGGGACACACUGAGCUCCUGCAGGCCAUGGUGCAGUCCUGGCCCUUUCCCUCCUUGCCACUGGGAGACCUGAUGAGCAUGAGGGACCCAGACACAUUGUUCACUCAUCAGCACCCCGUCCGAGUGGAGGAAAGGAUGUUCCAUGCUGUGCUUGAUGGGCUCGGUGUGCUGCUCAGCCACAAGCCGUGCUCCAGGAGUUCCAAGCUGCAAGUCCUUGAUUUGCGGGUCAUGAACCACAACUUCUGGAGGGUCUGGGGUGAGAACAACUUGGAAGUCUGCUGUUCACCAGGCAUGAGGAGCAGAGAAACAGAGAAGAUGGGCCCAAACGAAGUAAAGAAGAAGCCCAUCAGGGUCCUUGUGGUCUUGUGGCUCAGCCAGGAAUGGCUGUGUCCUUUGGAGACCUACCUGCUCAAGUGGAUCCAGAAGAGGGAAGACCUGGUGCAGCUGCAUUGCACGAAGCUGGGUAUUAGAGCCCCGUGCUUUCGACGGCUCAGGAAGCUGCUGUCAAGGUUGAGCCUUGAGCCUGUGCAGGAGCUCGAUGUGGGUCACCAUUGGACAAUCUUCGCCUUGGCUCGUUUUGCUCCUUUCCUGGGCCAGAUGAGGAAUCUUCAGAGACUCACACUCUCUGCAAUCAAAGUUCCUGCCCUCAUCACCCCAAAGAGGAGAGAGCAUUUGUUCUCCCAAAUCACAUCACAAUUUGGAAAGCUGCAGUGUCUGCAAGAGAUUUACAUGAACUCUGUGCAAUUCCUUGAAGGCCACUUGGACCAGGCACUCAGGUGCCUAAGUUACCCCUUGCAGACCCUGUCCUUAACUCACUGCCAGCUUUCCCAGUCGGAUUGGAAUCAGCUUCCUCACAUGGAGCAGAUCAGAAAACUGAAACACUUCAAUUUGAGUUGCAUCAAACUGUCUGACUUUAGUCCUGAGCCGCUCCGAAUUCUGCUAGACCAUAUGGCACCCACCCUGACCACUCUGCACUUGGAAAACUGUCACAUCACACAUGCGCAGCUCCAGGCUAUUCUGCCUUCCCUGCUCUGCUGCUCCCAGCUCAAUACCUUCUGCUUCAUCAGGAAUUACAUGAGCACGGGCACCAUGAGGAACCUGCUUUGCCACACUGCCAGGCUCAGCAACUUGAAGCAGGAGCUGUACUCUGUUCCACAAGAGUUCUAUGUUCCCAGGCAUGGUGCCCACAACCAAAUGAGGGAACAAGUUCAUCAAGACCUCGAAUGGAUCAUGAGGCCUCUCCACCAUCCCAGAACAGUCUACUUUUGUACCUUUCACUGUGAACUCUGUUGCAGCCAGAAAUUCUUGAAAAUUCACCCCAAUCCGUGCUCGGCCUGUAUCCCCAUCAAAUGA